Pseudoliparis swirei is the source of this 13582-nucleotide messenger RNA. It is a transcript of the gene tet3, whose product is annotated as tet methylcytosine dioxygenase 3. Gene Ontology annotation, cellular component: nucleus. The record is from RefSeq and is a predicted model, not a curated record. Lineage: Eukaryota; Metazoa; Chordata; Actinopteri; Perciformes; Liparidae. The transcript is spliced from 10 exons. Gene Ontology annotation, molecular function: DNA 5-methylcytosine dioxygenase activity. The coding region runs from base 2492 to 8263 and encodes 1923 amino acids. Gene Ontology annotation, biological process: oxidative demethylation; positive regulation of transcription by RNA polymerase II.
GUGGGCAUGUGAGGACACGUGUGCCCACCCAGCGGUGGAGGCAAACAUCCUGGUGGUGGAACCCCGAUGACGACGACGACGAUGAUGAUGCAGCUACGUCAUCGCCACAUGUGUUUCCCACCUCUCUCGCUCAUUGCUCUCCCUCUCGCUCAUUGGCGCUCCUUGGUCAUGUGACCCAAUGCUCUCCUUCUCCUCUCCUUCCCUUAGACAGCUAAGGCUGCGCCGCGUUUCUCUUUUGGGAUUGACGCUCAUCUGUGUGUGUGUGUGUGUGUGUGUGUAUCAGAAUAUGUGUGGUAACUGAGAGACAGACAGUGUACAACUGUACAGUGCCGGAGAGCCGGGUGUGCGUCAGAAAGUGUCGGGACGGAGAUGCAAUAAGCUAUGCUAAAAGGAGAGAAGGCUCAGGAAACAAAACUGAGAGGCAAAUUGAGAGCGGGAGGCGAGAGGCACUUUGAGAGAGCCGGAGAAAAUAAGAGAUCACGAGAAACCGGGGAAAGGCUCCAGAAGUUGAUCCAACUAGAGCGCAGUGUCGCCGGCACACGCUCAGAAAUAUAAGAGGAGAAAUACUACGCAGGAGCGGACAGCGAUCUGCAUGGGGAAGACGGCCAUGUUUUUCCCCCCACCCUCUCCUGCUCCUCCUGGUUAGAUCUGCUCCAAAACUCCAGCGAUGUGUCGAGAGAAGAGAGGAGACGCCACAAGGCCGGUCAGCCAAGCAAGUGGGCGAGAGGAAGCAUCCAGCGGUCAUGGCGACGUGGAUGAUGCUGAUGAUGAUGAAGUCGAGGCGGAACAAUGGUGAGGAGAGAAAAACGAGACGACGCUAUCUGGUCGACAGGAGAGGACAGAAGUCUCGCGUCCUCCGCGAACUUGUGGUCGCCGUCUUCGUUUGGCGACAACCCGCCGAUCCUCUCGCUGCUUCUGCCCGUCUUCUCCUGCUUCAUCGUCGCUCCCUUCACAGAAUCCGUCAGAUAAUAACCGAGCGACUCGUGUUUGCUCGUCUUCCCUCUCCUCGGUGUCUUCUUCCGUUCCCCUCUCCUCGUUCCGCUACUCUUUCUGGCUGAUGUCGAAGUAUCAUCCGCUGUUCCCCCUCUGCGUCGCCCGGCGUCGUCGUCUCGCUCUUUAUACCUUUUGUUGUCAUCGUAUCGGCCAUCGUUCUUUCCAUUUGUUUUCUCCCCUCGUGGAGACGAGGUGGCUGACGUUAUGGUUGCGUAUCAAGCGAACAUCAGCUUCCUCCAGUGGGAAACCUUCCACCUCUGCAUCCUUUGGAUGUCUGGAUCCUUCAGGCCAGCUCCCUCCUAAUCUACCAACCUUCUCUCUUUCUUCUGCGUAUCGCCUUGCUAGCGAAUCUAGUAUCAGCCGCAGGUAUAAAAUGUAAGCUUUUUUGUUUCAAGCGGCGACCGCUGUGAUCGCGGGAUGGAGAUCGAAGAACCGUGAUCGGUGGCUUCUCCUUCGGCCCAGGGCUGAGUCGGAUCUCGAGGCGCGAACACGGAACGGAAUCUCUGUCAGGAAAAAACAGAUGGCGUUUCGCAGAAGGCAUAAACCAGCAUAAACAUAACGUUGCUUCUCUUUGCUCCUUUUCCUGUUGUCGGCGUUGUGCGUUGAGACCGUGUAUCGCUUGGCGUCCGUCGAUUCCCUUCUGCACUCGAAAAAAGCAAAUUGCCAGCACUGGGCUUUUGUGGAUUAACAAAACACACAACAUCGGCGUGUAUAUUUAUAUAUAUAUAUAUCAUCACCAAAUGCAGUAGAGAAAGGAGUGCUGAAGGGCGUGGAUACAGACAGAGAGGUUUCUCAUUGGUAAGAGCUCUGCUGCACCGCGCUGUUUCCUAGGCUGCUGCUGUAAGCGACUAUCCCCCACAGCUCUCUCUGUUUCUGCUCACUGCACACUCCUCCAUUCCAUCGUACGUGCCCGCUGUGGCUCAGAUAAUGGCCUCUCACUCUGCACACACUGGAGAGAGAGAGAGAGAGAGCAGAGGAGAUGGAGGGAGAGGCUGCACGAGAGGGAGGGGAAUGGAGGGAGGGAGAGAGAGAGAGAGAGAGAGAGGGGAAGGUGGGGGCUGCGAAGAGAAGCCGACUGCAUGUGUAGCCGAGAGAAAGAAAGAGGAUAUUGAAAAGGGGAAGGGAGGAGCAGACAUAGAUAAUGAGAAAGGAAAAAGGAGAGAACAGAAAGCGUCGGCCAUAAGAAGAGGCGAGAGAGAAAUGAGAAACGUGUGUGUGCUGUGCUGGGGGGAAGUGUGUUGUUUGUGUGUGGUUGGCUGCGCGUGUGUGCGUGUGUGAACGCAUGCAUGUGUAUUUGGCCGCUUGGUCUAUCUGUGCGCCACACAGACUGGAAGAAAUAAAAAGGAAUACAACCCAACGACUCCCGAUUGCUUUUGGAGCUGCUGUGCCGGCAAGAAGCGAGUCUCAUGCUCCUCUCUGUGUCCUCUUCUGUCUGGAUGUCUAAGACCACACUGUUUACGAAGUCACUUCAGUAGAUGGCCCCAGAAGUGGAGGCCAGAUGGAAAUUGGGUCACAUGACCGCCUCCAGGAAGGCGCGCUGAGCCUGGAACCGGCCAAUGGGGUGAAUCGCUACCCUAAUGAUGAUUCGACAUCUAGUGAAACAGAGCAACAGAGGGCAGGAAGCGUGCCUCCAAGGCAGAGCUGGUUGUCAGUACACGGCAAGGUCAGUGACACCCAACAACAGCAACCGUGUUGGAACAGCAGCGGUGGUGCAAACCCUGGUGAACCUGUCCACCAUGCAGACAUGGAGGACGCACACAAUCUGGUGGCUUUUUCGGCUAUUGCUGGCUCCUUGCCUCCUUCUUCCUCCUCUUCCUGCCUCAUGCAGCCUAACACAGCUCAGUUGAAUGAGAAGUUCACCAAGGAGAUGGGUGUUCAGGGGGCACAGGCCAAACUCUCUGCAGGAGCUCCUGAAGGAAGCUGUCAAACUCCAGAAGACCUGAACUCUCUACAUUCGGCACUGAGCCAAGCCAAACAUGGACACAAGCCCCCUAACUGCAACUGUGAUGGGCCUGACUGUCCAGACUACCUAGAGUGGCUGGAGAAGAAGAUCAAGUUGGCAACCAAUGAGGAUCAAGGUGCUUGCAAGAUGGCUGACGCUCCCCCUAACUCACAGCCUCACCUACAGCAAACCCAUUUGCAGCACCCUCGUCAGCCCUACUCCCACAUGAACGGUGGCCACCGUCUGUCUGCUUUAUACCCCCAGCAGCAACACACAGGUCAAGGCCAUAAUCUAGACCAAGUGCUCUGCUCAAAACCCCCAAUUCCCUGCUCUCCCCAGGUGCUCUCCAUAGCCAAGGAAAAGAACAUCAGUCUUCAGGCAGCUAUUGCUAUAGAAGCCCUGACCCAGCUAUCUGGGACUGGUCCGCAACCUGUUGUCUCUCCAGGUCAAUUUUCCUACACCAGUAACCUCCAUCAACACCAACAUAACCAGAACCCCAUAUCUCAACCCCCCAAUGGCACGAGCUUGAUCCCAUCCUCUCCCGGCACCCACUCAUCUUCCUCACGCUCUCAAUCUGUACCUCCAGGAUUAAACACCAUUCAGAAGGCCUCCGUUUCCUGUGACCACCACAGGCCCCAAUCCCAGGGCCAGCCACCCCAUGCUACCCCUCUUCCAUCCUCUACCUCUCCCUUCCUAGGUCAGGGGAAACAUCCAGGCUUCAUCUCCAAUCCCCAGCAGUGGAAACAGGGCUCAUGCAGAAGCUCUGACCAGAGGAACCCAUGGAAUUGUAUAAAGUCUGAGCCCCAGUCUCACUAUGCUGCUGCACCUCACAGCAGCUCAGACCCCAUGUCAGAGCUCAAGCAGCUGCUUGGUGACACCAGUGGCAAGUUUAGCCAUGCUAAUUUCAAGCUUCCAAUUACACAACAGAUUGUUUUGAACCACAAUGGAGGUGUACAGGCCCAAGACCAUCCAGCAUUGGCCAGGAUAAAGCAAGAACCAGACUCUGGAGAGCACAACCAUCACACUGCCUCCAUGGGACAUUAUGGCAUGGCUAAUGGUCAGCAGCAGGGUCAGCACUACCCUGGUACUCCCAUGUCUCCUGGCCAAGCAGCCAUCAGACACUCCACUCAGGCAGCUCUGCAACAGCAUCUUCACUACAAGAGGAACCUCUUCUCUAACCACUCCCCUGGCUUUGGAGCACCAGGCCCUCGUGCACCGCUGGCUUGUCAAAACUUGAAAAAAUGGUGGCCACAGAUGGGCGGAGAAGGUUUGCCACAUUUGGCCAUCAAACAGGAACCCAAGAAGAGGAAAAGCAGUCAAGGAUCUCCGAUCAUAAAAGCUAUGAGUGGGAUGCUUGCCGUCUCUCCCCUGCCCAAACCUAAACAAAUAGUCAUCAAGAAGACCAAGCAGAAAGCCUCCAUGCCGACCUUCCUGCCUCAGAUUCAGAUCACCGUACAAAAAGCAUCCGUCCUCAUGGUGAACAGAGCCCCGGCCCUGACCAGCCUGCAACCAGGUUCUCUCCCCUCUCUUCCCCUCCUCAGUAACUCCACUCAGGCUGCUGCUGCAGGCCUCCCUGCCCCAGCCCAAUCUCAGGUAUCCAUUUCCAACUCCUCCAUGACUCCCUCUUCCACUGUUUCUGCUUUGUCAGAAAACACUCCAGCCCUCAUGGGCCCUCUGCUCUCACAUGUGGCCCCUGUAGCUCACGCUAAGUCAGAGGGAGUGGGCAGCCUGGCCUCCAGUAACACCAGCACCACCACACCUGUGACCUCCACAUCCAGCACCUCCAAAUUACAGAGCGUCAUUAACAUCGACCCGAAGUACGAAGAACUGAUCCGCCAGUUUGAGGCUGAAUUUGGAGACUCAGCUCCAGACACAUCUGCCGGUCAUCCCAAGGAGGAGACUGCUACAGACCCUCAGCUGAGGAAUCAGUCCCAGACCAGUUCAGAGGACCUCAGUCCCACAUCAUCUUCCAACUCCCAGUCGGCUCCCUUAAUUCUCGCCACUCAAGCCAGCUCCACAUCUCAUUCAGAUGAUCGGGAGAGGGAGGUCAGCAAGGAUGAGCCAGGGUCCCAAAGUGAAGCAACCUUGAAUCAGGCAUCCACAGAAAGCUCUCUGCGGGAUGUCCCUCUGCAUCAUCAGGCUAUUCUACACCAGCAGCAGCAGCCCAGUGUGUUAGAGGGUACUUUCAACAUGCCGUGUUCUCCACUACCCAAACGCAUGAAGAUUGAAACCUCGGGGGAUAUAUCCAUACUUUCCACCACGUGCUAUUCUGAAGAGGACACACCCACUAAGGACAGCCUGCCUGCAUCUCCAUCUCUCAGAGGCUUCCUAGAGUCUCCUCUGCGCUACCUGGACACCCCCACCAAGACCUUGCUGAGUACUCCUUCCCAGGAUCUGCAGGCAGAGUUCCCCACCUGCACCUGUGUGGAACAAAUCCUGGAGAAAGAUGAAGGACCUUACUACAAUCACCUGGGAUCAGGACCUACUGUCGCCUCCAUACGAGACCUGAUGGAGACGAGGUAUGGAGAGAAGGGGGAGGCCAUCCGGAUUGAGAAGGUGGUGUACACAGGGCGAGAGGGAAAGAGCUCCCGAGGAUGUCCUAUUGCUAAGUGGGUGAUCCGUCGUGGCAGCGAGGCAGAGAAGCUGCUGUGCAUGGUGCGUCCGCGUGCAGGCCACCACUGUGACAACGCUUUCAUCAUCAUCCUCAUUAUGGUCUGGGAAGGUGUCCCGAGGGCCUUGGCUGACAAGCUGUACCACGAGCUCAGUGGCACUCUCGCCACAUUUGGCAACACCACCAGCCGACGCUGUGGCCUCAAUGAUGACCGGACCUGUGCCUGUCAAGGCAAGAACAGUGAAUCUUGUGGCGCAUCCUUCUCCUUUGGCUGCUCCUGGAGUAUGUACUUUAAUGGCUGCAAGUACGCCCGAAGCAAAAUUCCACGCAAGUUCAGGCUACAAGGAGAUCACCCUGAAGAGGAGGAUAAACUCAGGGAUAACCUCCAACAUCUGGCAACUGAGUUGGCUCCUUUGUACGAGCAGCUGGCGCCACAGGCCUACAGUAACCAGUGCAAGUACGAGUCAACAGCUCCAGAAUGCAGACUCGGCUUGAAGGAGGGCCGUCCGUUCUCUGGAGUCACUGCUUGCAUGGACUUCUGUGCCCACGCUCACAAGGACCAGCACAACCUCUACAAUGGUUGCACAGUGGUCUGUACUUUGACGAAGGAGGACAACCGUUCUGUGAAGGAGAUUCCAGAGGAUGAGCAGCUCCAUGUGUUGCCUCUUUAUCGGAUCUCCACGACUGAUGAGUUUGGCAGUGAGGAGGCCCAGCGUCUCAAGAUGCAGACAAAAGCCAUCCAUGUGCUUCAGGCUUUUCGCCGUGAGGUACGCAAGUUGCCCGAACCUGCCAAAUCCUGCCGACAGCGCAGACUGGAGGCCAAGAAGGCCAACUCGGAGAAGAAGAAAAAUAAACUCAUGCAGCAGGCAGGAGAGACACCAGAGAAAACAGUGGUCAAGGCUGAGGUCCGCAUCACAGGUUCCCCUCAACCCCGAGGCAAUAAAGCAAUUAUAAAACAAGAGGUGAAACCCAACAUCAAGAAGGAGCCCAUUAAUGGAUCAAUAGAUGGAUACCCUGUGCAGGCAGCAGACCCAUUCAGCAACAUCUAUCAACACCCUGCCUACUAUGUAAGGAGAGGCCUUCCCCCAACUGGCCAGCCCUCUGCAUCUGACCCAGUCAACGGUUACCACCACAAUCUGCCCGCAAUGCACGAUGGCUACUACAACUACUCCCCCAAUGCACUUUUCCGCCCUAAGUUGAGGACCUACGAGGGUCGCAAUGGCUCUUUGCCCAAAGCAGGCAGCAAGGCUGUCCAGGUUGAUGUGAAGCCUGAUAUUCAGAGCCUUCAGGCCCGACUGGCACAGCCCUUCCCCAGCCACCCAGAGCAAGCCAACCAACCAAACCUCAGCGCUUACGCCCAGCAUGUAGACCACAACCAGUCCCGUCCUUCCUCUGUAUCCUCUGAACACUCCAACAGAGGCACUCCAGUCAUCAAACAGGAGCCUAUGGAUGUGCCAGUCUAUGAAGGCACAAUGCAGAGCCAGGCUGGUGCCGACACACCUAACUUAAAGUUUAAUGGAAGUAUCGUUCCCACCAACUGGGAAGGCCAUCUGAACUCUAAACUAUGUCCCGAAGCCUCAUUGUUGAACCCGGACAAGCAGCAGUUCCACCAGCAGCGGCAGCCCUCUCCUUACCCCCAGCAGUGGACAUCCUACCCAGGCUCAAAUCCUCUGAUUGCUUCCCCUGCUCCAUCACCUUCCCCUCAGGUACAUCCGUCUCCAUCUCCAUCCCCUCACCUCGGGACAUCGUUCCCAGGUAACAUGCAUCAAGGGUCCACACGCCCCUCCACCUCGCGCCCAAGCACCCCUCAGACAGGCAGACCACAGCCUGGCGGCUCUCACUCAGGCUCAGCUACACCACAGCCAGGCACCCCAGGGCCAGGCACCCCCAGGCAUUGGGCCAGCCCUGCUCCGAGUCCUCAGCCAAAUGCUUGGGCCAUGGGUCCUGCAGCAUAUAGCCCCGGUUUCAAGCACAGCAAUCCUGCUGGAGCCUAUCCUGACAAGAUCUGGUCCAAGACUGAGGAAAGUCGGUGUACCACUCCUCUUGGGCUCCAAGAGAAUGCCUGGAAGUCUUGUGGAGGUUCAAUGGCAGGUAUUUCCCCGUCCCCUGCCCCUGAGGGUCGUCUCUUCCCUGAUGCCCUGCAGCAGUCAGAUCAGGCCUGCUGGACUCCCGGCCGAGCAGAGAGUGACGUUGAGAGCACCAAGGGCCGUGACGAGUACGAGGAAGAACAAUGGUCUGACAGCGAGCACAACUUCCUGGAUCCCAACAUUGGUGGUCUAGCGGUAGCACCAGCCCAUGGCUCCAUCCUGAUUGAAUGUGCCCGUCGGGAACUACAUGCUACCACUCCGGUCGAAAAGCCUGAUCGCUCGCACCCCACCCGCAUCUCCCUGGUCUUCUACCAGCACAAGAACCUCAACCAGCCCAUGCACGGCAUGGCUAUUUGGGAAGCCAAAAUGAAGCUGCUGGCAGAGCGAGCGCUGCAGAGGCAGCAGGAAGCGGCUCUCCUCGGCCUCUCCCAGGAGGAAAUCAAGGCCCUCGGGAAGAAACGCAAGUGGGGGGCUACAGCGGCAGGUGCCAGUCCAGGACCUGGACAAUUUAAAGACAAGAGGGAGGGGCCGGUGACGCGGUUAGCCCCCACAUUCCACACCUCCUCUACGGUUACUGUGUCUCCCUAUGCCUUCACCCGCCUCACUGGGCCCUACAGCCACUAUGUCUGAAGUCAGAUGAAUACAGACAGAAAGCUACAGGGCGGCGCAGUGGAGGGCUGGAGAUGAGCAGGAUGAAUGUCUCUCAGCCGUCCCACUGUCUGGCAUCUCUCCAUCCUCUGCCCCCGUCGGUGUCCACGUGACGGAAGUUUUUUAAAAUUGUUUUUUACCUCAUGUCAGGCAAUUGUUUGGGCUUCAGACACACUGCCUGUGGUGCUCUUCCUCUCUCUUCCCUAGAGAGGAUCUCCAUUGCUUUUUCUUGUUCAUAGAAUUUUAAUGAUUCUAAUUAUUGCUAUUAUUAUCGAUAUUAUUAUGAUUGCUAUUGUUACUGUCAAUGUUGUUCUUACAGGUAUUAUAAUGAAGACUUGUUUGUUUUUUAUUAUUGCUGUUUUCAUUAAUGUUAUUAUUAAUGAUGUGAUUGUUUUUGGUUAUAUAUUUUUGUUUAAUCAAUCAGUCUGAGUCAGUCAGACUCGACAAUUUCUUUUCCAUGUUUGGGAAUCGUGUACCCUUUUUUUAUGUUUCUGAUUUUCUUUGUUCUUGUCAAUCUUCCAGCUGUACUUAGAGGAGGAGCCAUUAUCUGCCUGGUAAGACAGCAAAUCAAUAUUACCGUAAUCAUAUGUACAUAAAAGCCUUUUCAGUAGGCUUGUCUUAGAUAUCCAGGUCUAUUUUGGACAAUUUGCUGGUAUAUACCUUUGAUCUUACAACAGGAGGCCCCCAUAAAAGAUAAUUACAAUUAUUAACAACCUGGGCCUCUAUUUCCUAGCUUUGUGUUUGAAUAUAUAUUUCUUAUCCUGACAAUAAUACGGUUUACAAACCGCACUGCUCUUUAAUACACAAAAGACAUUAACACUGUACUGGAUACUACCAAUAUUCAUUUUGAUAUGUUCUGUUGCAUGGAACUUGCAUAUACUGUAUCUUGGUAUUUGCGUUAUUUCAGAUUUAGUAGACGUAUAAACACCUAAACACAUGAAAAGGACUUAUCGGAAGGAGGCUGCUUGAACGAGAACAGCUGAAAAGCAGAGCUCCUUAAAGACAAAAACUAAACUAACCAAGCAUUGUGAUGCAAAAGUAGAAAAAUAAUGCUCAGGUUAAAAAUAAUUGCUUUUGCCCCUAAAACCACAUUUUGAGAACAGUUUGCUGCUUCUUAUGUCGUCAGAUGACGUGCUCCUCCUCCUCCUCUUCUGUACUCCUCCAGCUUCAGACUGGUGCUCAACUUCUAGCUAUGAUUGAUUUUCAUUCCGCUCCUCUUCAUGGCACUUGAUGCUGUACUAAGGUGCUCUCUAACCCGGCUCGACUCAUUUGUUUUGACCAAUCUGGAGUGAUUGCUUCAAGACAUCAGUGAAGGACAUUUGCGUAAAAAUGCUUUUCCUUUGCUUGUCAUGUACAGUUACAUACCUGGUGCUCCACAGAGGCCAACAUGAGUGAUACUAUUUGCAAAUGCCUUUUGAUCCAGAUCUGCAAUUACCACAUCAGGAUGGACCAGGUGGCACACUUUAUCUUCCUAUAACAUUCAAGUAAGCGGAAGCAGCUUCCAGUGUAAACUCUAGAGGGCAGUGGUGUCUGCCGUUUCAAAGUGGUGCAUACAAACAAACCUUCUAGCAUGUGAGAUCCACUGAGAAACUGGUAGCCUUGCUUUGCUCCUUUAACAUGACCAGUCGAGGGGGAUCGCUGUUGCUGACCAUGGUUCAGUUGAUCUCGUGGCACAGAUGUGAAUGGAUGCUUUUGGGAAAGCCCGUCCUGGUUUGAGCAGAAGGAAACAGUGUUGGGACAGCAGUGCUUUUGGUGCUACGACACACACACACACUCUGGUGCUCUCCUAUUACACUUGAUUUACUGUAGAAGGGCCCACUCCUUCCUCUGCAUGGUGCUGCCAUCUUCGAGCGGAAAGAGAGAGAUGUGUCCUUCUGCAGCCACCGUGUCACCACAGAGCCAGUCAGUCAGUUGCAGCUCUGUCGUUUUGGGCUUGAGAACCGGUUUCUUUUUGAGGUGCUUUUUGCAUUUGGUUAUGUUUUAAACAAAGUGCUCUGUACAGGGCAGAGAAGGCACAGUCGCGUCAGUGCAUUGUUGGUAACCCAUUCACAGAGAUCACAAUAGUAAAUGGAGGCCUGGGGGUAGGCGUCAAAUGCAAGUGCGUUGAGUCAAUGAGUCUCUCACUUUGCUUGUGUGUGUGAAAAAUAACUCAAACGCAUCGGUUGAAAAGAAAAGCCAAAGAGAGAGACUAAUUGAUAGGCUGGAUAGGAUCCUGUGAACCACUCAUUUUUGUUUUCAGGCAUCGACCAUGUGACUAUUUGAUUCAUUGGAUUCAAGCGGUGACAUCGUUUAACUUGCAACAUUUGUCGAAAAUGAAAGUGAGCGACUCCUGGUGCUGAGUGGUUGUUCGGGUCAAGACCCUGGUUGUCUGUGAAAGAGUGUGUCCAGCUCUCUACCUCACGCUGUAGAGACACUGGUCACAAUCAACAACUUGCUCCCGAGGGUAGAAAUACAUAUAAACGCAUAUGUCUCUUUUUGUGCUCUAAAUCUCCACACUCAUUUUAACCUGUUUUUUGAACUCUUAUUUAUUACUACAUGGUUAUGAUGAUAAUGAUUGUCUUUGAUGUUAUUGUUUUUUCAUCUUUUUAUAUAUAGCUAAUACAAAUUGUACAUAGAGAAGAAAAGAUUUAUAAAAGCACUUUUAAUCUUGAUUUUGAUGACAAAAAGAAGAGCCGAUUAUUGACAACUUGAAGCUUAGUUUUUCUGUUUUUUUUUUUCUUCUCAAGAGAGAUAAAAAUGUAAAUAUUAAAAUAUUUAGGUAAGAUUAUUUAACUGGUGAGGAUAGUAACUAAACCAUGAAUGACAAGGGGGUAUUUUGAAGUCUCUGACAGCCCUGAACAACACCUGUGUUGUGUGUAAAUGUGUGCUUAGUAACACUGCUGUUCUGCUUUCAUAAGUACUGUAACCCCUUGUCAGCAUGUAUCUGACAGAGACCUGUCACUUUCUAAAAAGAAAAUCAUUAGCCCGAUUAUGUAACAUAACACUUACUCACUGGCGACAGUCAAAAUAACUGGAGGAUCACCCAUGAUGCAGUUCUCUGACUGACCUUAUUCUUACAAAAAGUAUAAAGUUCAGGGUUUUAGAAAAUCUUCUGCUUGACAAUAAAUCAUCAUUUGGCUUUUUACAGCAGGUGUCAACAACUCAAGAGACACUCCGUCAUGUCAAAUUAUAAGCAAUGUCAAAUUUCAACUUCAGCCUGAAAACUCAGCAACAGUGGCAAUAAGCUAAAGUCAAAUAUAAAAAGGUAGCCAUGAACCUACAAUGUGCUGUUGUUUAAAUAAAUAGAUCAGACACUUUGAGAAAUGUGAUUAUUUACUUUUCUUGCCGAGAGUUAGAUGAGAACACGAAUACCGCUCUCCUUUCUGUAUUCUGAAGGAUGUAGCCGGAGCCAGCAGACGGUUAGCUUAGCUUAGCAUAACGACUGCAAACAGGGGGAACCAGCUAGCCUAGCUCUGUGAACAGGCAACACAAUCCACCUCGCAAAGCCUCUAAAUCUCUCUAACACAUGGCAUCCGUCAUUAAUCCGUCCAAAAACCAAAGUUUAAACACGUUGAGUUUUGGUUUCACGGUGGUUACGUGCCAGACUAUGUCUUCUCGGUCACCAGCAGCGACUACAGGAACUUACUGUGUGGCACUCAAACUAAAAUUGUCCGUCUGUUGCUGCUGUGUGGAUUAGGCAGUCGUGCUUUUCAAGUGCUGGCAGACAGAUUUCGUUAUCUUUGGUCAAAUCCAAGCUAGAUUGUACCCCCUGUUUUCAGUCCUUUAUGUUAAACUAAGCUAACUGGCUGCGUACAGAAAUGAGAGUGGUGCACAUCUCCUCGUCUUUUUCUAAUAUUUCCCAAAAUGUUGACCUAUUUCCUUAAAAUCAGUAGAGCCCUUUACAAAUUGACCACCGCUCAUGUGCAGGACCGCAUCCAAAGGAGUGAUGAGGCGAGUCAGUGAGCGAUGUUUUGGGGUUAAUAGCCCAGCAAUCUUUGUCCGUUGUGUUAGACUAUCAGGUAAGAGACUCCCUGCUUGUUUAGAUGUAUCUAUCAUUAUCUACUCAUAAUAGUAAAGGAACUUGGCUUCAAAAUCAUGAUGCCCCUCUGGAAGAAAACUAUGUGUUUAGUUUGUAAUAAUUAAUCGUAUCGUACACACAUCAUGGCCAACAGUAGUUUGACUGGUGCAGGGGCCGGGACUGGUACAUUCACGGCCCAUUUUACUCUUCAACCAUAAUGCAUGGCCCAGAUUACACACACACACACACACACACACCUGCCUAACAUGGGUGCUGAGGAUACAGUGUAUGUGGUACCUUAAUAACUUUGUAAAUUUCUAACUUCUCAAGAGGUUUGAGAGAAGCUUCUCAUGAAAGGCACCUUCCUCCCACACUCCUACCGAGAUGGGGGGGGAGGGGGAUCGGUCAGCUGGUGCUAUGAUGCUACACUAAAUAUUCACUGUGGGAAAAAAAAGAAAUGCGAGGGAUAAAUGAUUGCCACAAAUAUUUUUCUGAGCUCUUCGAAUGUCAAGAAAAAUAUAGGUUUGAUUCAAGCUGUUUCACAGGAUGGGAAGCUGCCCUGGUGCUGACUUUAAGAGGUCUUUUGUUACAAUGCUACACAAUGACAUCUCUUUUUACAGGGCAAAGGGGCACUUAAACAGUUGAUUACGUUCUCUCUUCAUACUCUUUACCACAUUGUACUUGACCUCAUUCAAAAUAGGAUGAGAUAUAGAAUCAUAUUAUAUGAAGACUGUUAUCUGGGUUUCAUGUUUGGUCCAGCCAAGGUAUCAAAGGCUAUUGAAAUGAUCUUUUGAGUAUGCUGUACACGUUCAUGUUAACCUAAUGCUAAGAUAUUUGAAUACAAGAAUAGCAGUUGUGUUCUACCCCCCUUCCUCUUCCUGGACAUGCACUUCCUUUACUCAACCCCUCUCUUAUUCUUAACACCUUGUAUAUUUUGUCUUUCUCACACACGCGUACACACAAACAUAGAUAUACAAAUGCAUCUCACUGUGUAUGGCCCACAUUUAGAAGUCUGUUUAACACCUAAUUUAAUGAACACUCUCCAAAUUUAGAUAGAGACUUGGAGCCUGGCCCGUACACACACAAAAAAGAGCCGACACAACUGGCAGCUACUUUCCUUUUUGAGUUAGGAUUUUUCUUGGUUCUUUAUUUUCAUGUCAAGGAUGCAGUAUGUAAAAAAGUGUUUUUGUUCAGUCUCUCUCUCUUUGUAGCUGUAUGGUGUAUGAUGUGAAUACAUAGUGUAUGUGGUAAAAGAAACCACAAUAUUGUUUUAUGUUGCGCGAUAAAUAAAAACAUUGAAGUGA